AAUUUGAAAACCACUGGAAAGCUUAAAAAAAAUGUUAACUUUAAAGGUAACAUGAAUUGCGUCCGGGUUAGGUUAAAAUCUAACGCAAUUCACUCAGAAAGGUUCGUCUACAUGUUUUAGUAGUUUAGUACUCAAUUCGUGAGCACCGCGAGGACUUGGAGAUUGGAGAAUAACGAGAAUUAUGGAUUUGACGAUGGGCAAUUUAUGAUUUAUUUUAAUAUUAUAGUCUAGACGUUCAUGCCUUAAUGAAAUAUAAAAUAAAAAAGGAUGGCCAAGUGCCAGUACGAAAACUUCGCUGACCGGGUAGCUGGUUUAUGUCUAGAGAAAUUUGAUCAGCUGCCGGGCAAAGGCAAACCGAUGUCCGGUAAAGAGUGGACGCUCUUGUCCGGCGUUGUACAAGUAAUUGAUGACUUGGGUCCGCCGAAAGUCGUCUCACUGGCCACUGGCACUAAGUGUAUUGGCGCCGGUAAGCUCUGCGAUAAAGGCACUGUGAUCAACGAUAGUCAUGCCGAGGUUUUGGCGCGCAGAGCUCUGUUGCGGUAUUUCAUCCAGGAAAUCGAAUCUGCUCACAAAAGCCGUCCGUCAAUAUUCGUGCAUGCAGAAGCAGCACUUGAAGAUGAUGAUUGUAGCUCAGAAAAUCGUUUGGUUACCGGUAGUCCUAUGAAGUUGCGACCCGGUGUGUCUUUUCACUUUUUCUCUAGUCACACGCCGUGUGGCGACGCGUCGAUAUUUCCAAAAGACGGAGGCAAACGGAUGGCAGUGGAUGGCAACGGCAUAGAACCGGACGCAAAAAGACGGAAAACCAACGACAAUGACAAUGCCAAUGACAUACACAGGACAGGAGCUAAAUGUCUGAGCGUAGAGACCAGGCAGGACCCUCGACUUCCAGGCGCGGCGUAUCACGCAGUCGGAGCGGUCCGAACCAAGCCGGGUCGAGGAGACCGAACACUAUCCGUCUCGUGUAGCGACAAAUUGCUUAGGUGGUGCUCGUCGGGUAUACAGGGAGCCUUGUUGUCACUGUUCGUCGAACCGGUAUACUUGUCGUCGCUGACUAUUGGCGGUGGUUGUCCGUACUCUGAAUCGGCCUUACGUCGGGCCGUUAUCGAAAGGGCAAACUACUCCGACGACGAAGACGCUCGAUCGCCGUCAAUCCCACCGCUACGGCUGGCGCGUUCUGCUUUGGAGUUCGAAUACGCCAAACACCGAGUAGCCAUAGACUGUAAGCCAUGUCCGUCUAGUGUGGUAUGGUGGGAAGACGAUUACGGUGAUGGAGUGGUAGGAGGCACGAACGUGUCAGGCGGUCGUCACGAAGUGUUGGUGAACGGUCGCAAACAGGGCGCGACGAAAAAGGCAGUAGACGGAAAGGCAACUGGUUCUUCAGCGCUGUGCAAAAAGUCGCUGAUCGACGCGUGCCGGCAUUUGUUGGCUAAUGAUAGAGAUAUCACUUACGCUCAGAUAAAGUUACAGGCUACAUCGUAUCGUGAUCGAUGGACAGCUGUUAGGCGUCGGUUAGGUUUCUGGACGGUUAAACCAGAAGGUUUAUCGGACUUUACGUGACGCGUGAUAAUAACCAACAAUUUUUUUGGCACCUUUAAAUUUCAUUGGAUUGAACUUUUGGCGUGCGAGUAACGUUUUUUUGACUCGGUGGUCUUUGGUUGGUCUGACUGACGGUAAUUUCAGUCAAUUUUGUUUACUAUUGGUGUUAACGUUUAAAAACUAAAUAUCUUCUCAGUUCUCACAUUUUUUUCCGUUAUUAAAAAAAAAAAUUAAAAUGAUUAAUUAAAGAAAAUGUAAAUGAAAAUGUAUUUUCAGUAGUGUUAACACCAAUUUUAAAAUAAUUAAUAUAAAUUAUGUAUACUGACUAUCUCACGGAUAAAAAAUCAGUAGCUUCAUCAAUCACCACAUAAACAUUAUUUUGCUGUGAUAAAUAAAAGGUAAUUGAAAAAAGUAAAACGCCAUCAUAAUCAGACAUAAAAAAAAAAUUGAAAAAAUAUCUACAUAUAUAAGAUACUGAAUGUAUUACUGUUUACCAUAUUAUAUUUUAUACACUAUAUGCAGUCGAUAUUUUCGAAAAAUGUAUUAGAAAGUAUAUUAUGACACAAAAUAUUAGAUACUGUAUUAUUGUAUUACCUACCUUAGAUAUAAGAUACAUUUUUGUAAAUAAAAGUGAUACAAUAUCACAUGUACUCAUUGAAUUAUAGUCGUUUAUAUUUACUUAAUUGAUGUAAUAUUAAAAAUAUAUAUUUGCAUUUUUUUACUACAAAUGAAAUGUGUAAAGAUGUUAUGUUGAAUUCUUAAUUAUUACCUUAAAAACUUAAUUAGUAUAUUUCUUGAUUGCUUUUUAAAUUAGGAAUAAGCUUUUGAUCAUAGGGUAUAUUGUUAGUUGGAGAUUGUUUAAUGGUUCUAAUGCAGAAAUAACCAUUUGGAUGGAUCUUUAUAUAGCUGUACAAACAAAUAAAAUAAAAUAAAAAAUAAAAUUUGUCGAAAAAUAGUUGAUCAAAAACAAUAAGUCAACAAUAAUAAAAUAUUUAAUUUAGAAUGAAUAAGAUAA
Molecule: messenger RNA, 2551 nt
Organism: Aphis gossypii (cotton aphid)
Lineage: Eukaryota; Metazoa; Arthropoda; Insecta; Hemiptera; Aphididae
Gene: Adat1
Product: tRNA-specific adenosine deaminase 1
Exons: 5
Coding region: 268-1557 (429 amino acids)
Biological process (GO): RNA processing
Molecular function (GO): RNA binding; adenosine deaminase activity
Source: RefSeq, a predicted model, not a curated record